This is a messenger RNA of Cutaneotrichosporon cavernicola, 909 nucleotides long. RefSeq lists its product as uncharacterized. The coding region runs from base 1 to 909 and encodes 302 amino acids. The record is from RefSeq and is a predicted model, not a curated record. The transcript is spliced from 8 exons. NCBI's taxonomy places the organism in Eukaryota, Fungi, Basidiomycota, Tremellomycetes, Trichosporonales, Trichosporonaceae.
AUGCAGGCCUGGAAGAAUUUUAGUGCGGCCCUCCCCGCCGUCGACGUGUCCAACGUCUCCAAAAACUUCCGCAACACUGUCCAGGCCACGCGUGAGCGUCUAGGCAGUGUCGACCCGGAGAGUAUCACCGAACUGCCGGCCGAGUAUAAGGCGCUCGAGUCACGUGUCGACGCGCUCAAGGAUGUACACCAGAAGCUCCUCAAGAUUACCAAGGUGUACGAGACCGAGUCGUACGACUACCCCUCCGACCUGGCCGAGAACCUCUCCGAGGUUGGGCACCAGGCCCAGGCGGCCUGGGCGUCAUUUGCCGCCAAGAACCUCAAGAACUCGCCCCUACCCGUGCCGGCUGAGAAGGCACCUGUCGAGCACCUCCCCAAGACGCUGCCGCAUGCUCUUAGCCGUGCCGCCGCCGCUGGUGCGGGCCAGCUGACGUCCGAGGACCGCCUCGGUGCGGCGCUGGGCACGUAUGCCGUCGCUGAGCAGAAGAUCGGCGAGGCGCGCCUUAUGCAGGACCAGAUGAUUGUCGAGCGCUUCGUCAACCCCUGGCAGGCGACGCUGUCCACCUCGAUCGGGCUGGCGAUGAAGGCGCGCGCCAAUGUCAAGACUGCGCGACUUGAGCUCGACAGCGCGCGCGGCGUGCUCAAAACGGCUGGCCCGACUAAGCAGGAGCAGGCUCGACUCCACGUCGAGGAGGCCGAGGACAAGCUCGUGCAGGCGACUGAGACGGCUAUUGGCCUCAUGAAGGCCGUCCUCGAGAACCCUGAGCCCCUCCAGAACCUUUCGGCGCUCGUCAAGGCCCAGCUCAUCUACUUCUCCACCGCUGCUGAGGCCCUCUCCGGCAUCGAGAGCCAGAUCGACGAGGCGGCGGCCGCGGCCGAGGCCGAGUACCGCACGUCGCGCGGCGCCUAA